CGUGACGCUAGUCGAUCAGACUGCGCGUGCGGGUCACGAGUGCCAGCUGAGCGCGUGGCGACAGCGACAUGGCCUCCGAGGCGGAUGUGCGCGCCAGGCUGCAGCGCGCGGGCCAGAGCCACCUGCUGCGUUUCUGGGCCGAGCUGGACCCCGGGCCGCGCGCCGCGCUGUUGGCUGAGUUGGCCCUUCUGGAUCCCGACACGCUACGCGAGCACUGCGCCUCUGCAGCAGAGGCCUGCGCGCGCGCUCCAGGCCCCACACCCGGCCUGGCUGAGCGCCUGCGGCCUCUGUCCUCCAAGAGCGUAGGCAGUGUGUGCCGCGACGACCCCGAGACGCGGCGGCGCUGGGAGGAGGAAGGUUUUCGUCAGAUCGCCCUGAACAAGGUGGCUGUGCUGCUGCUGGCCGGCGGGCAGGGCACUCGCCUGGGGGUCACCUACCCCAAGGGCAUGUACCAAGUGGGGCUGCCCAGCGGGAAGACUCUGUAUCAGCUGCAGGCCGAGCGGAUUCGACGUGUGGAGCAGCUGGCUGGCGAGCGCCACGGGACCCGCUGCACGGUGCCCUGGUACAUCAUGACCAGCGAGUUUACACUGGGGCCCACGGCCAAGUUCUUCAACGAGCAUGGCUUCUUUCACCUGGACCCUGCCAAUGUGGUCCUGUUCGAGCAACGCAUGCUACCCGCCGUGACCUUCGACGGCAAAGCCAUCCUGGAGCGAAAAGACAAGGUUGCCAUGGCCCCAGAUGGCAACGGGGGCCUGUACCGCGCCCUGGCGGACUACCAGGUCCUGGAGGACAUGGAGCGCCGAGGGGUGGAGUUUGUGCACGUGUACUGUGUGGACAACAUCUUAGUGCGGCUGGCUGACCCAGUCUUCAUCGGCUUUUGCGUGCUGCGGGGCGCAGACUGUGGUGCCAAGGUGGUGAAAAAAGCCUACCCAGAGGAGCCUGUGGGCGUGGUGUGCCAGGUGGACGGUGUCCCCCAAGUGGUGGAGUACAGCGAGAUCAGCCCUGAGACUGCAGGGCUGCUUGGGGCUGACGGGGGCCUGCUCUACAGCGCGGGUAACAUCUGCAACCACUUCUUCACCCGAGGCUUCCUGCAGAGGGUCACCAGGGACUUUGAGCCAUUGCUGAAGCCACAUGUGGCCGUGAAGAAGGUCCCAUACAUAGACGAGGAGGGAAAUCUGGUAAAGCCGCUAAAACCGAAUGGGAUAAAGAUGGAGAAGUUUGUGUUUGAUGUGUUCCAGUUUGCUAAGAAUUUUGUUGCCUUUGAAGUGUCUCGGGAGGAAGAGUUUUCCCCACUGAAGAAUGCUGACACUGCAGCCAGAGACAACCCUUCCACGGCCAGGCGGGCCCUGCUCAGGCAGCACCACCAAUGGGCGCUGCAAGCUGGGGCCCGCUUUUUGGAUGCACGUGGGGACCAGCUUCCUGAGCAUCAUGGCUUGCCCCAGGAUGGAGAUCCUCCAGCCAUUUGCGAGAUUUCACCCUUAGUGUCUUACUCAGGAGAGGGUUUGGAGGCCUAUCUGCAAGGCCGAGAGCUCCGGUCCCCAUUCAUCCUGGACAAGGACCAGGCCAGGGUGCUAAGGUCACAGGAGGCCUGACCUGCUCCGAGACUGCCAGCAGCAUUUGGGGCCUCAGCUCUGACGGAAGCUACCACACCAGUUGCGGUGUUCCUCAGCCCGAGUUGCUCUCUGCCUUCCGUCCCAUCCUGACUGAAAAGACACACAUCAGGAAGCUGACUGGUCAACAACUUUUCUCUAGACUUAUGGAACCCAGGUAUUUGGUGACAACUGUGAUAGCUCGGACCUGGGAAUAAAACCCAAGGAAGCAAGAAAAUUAAAAUUUAGGGAGCAAAGGUUUUUUUUUAGGCCAGGUCUGGCAAUGCAAUCCUCGGGAGCCAAGUUGGAGACUGUGCACCUGACAGCUAAAAGGCAGGGCUUUUACCUUGUAAAAACCACAAACAGCUGCUGGUCUCACAAUGCAAGGAGGGGGGUGGGGGUGUGGCGCACUACAGACCAGGAACUUGGUGAUUACAUUGGGAAGAGCAAAGUUCAGAUAAGGGUUGGGCUAACAAGCAAAUCUCCCUGCAUACAAGCAAGUUUAGAUUGGGCAAACAUCUUUUUUUCCUCAGCAGAGAACAGAGAAGUCUAGCAGUAAUUAACAACCUCUGUUAGCUUAUUUUAGCGCCACAUCUGUUAUUUGUAGAGGGCAACAAUGGUUAACAUAUCAAUUAGGUAAGAUUUUACAAUUUUUACAGAGGAUAGCAUUUCUUAAAGAACAGCACAUUUUAUUACAGAUAGCCAGAUGAGGGGUAGGGGUGGGUGUUACAGGAAACUGAAACCUAAGGCUUUUACAGCUUUCUCAGGAAAUAGAAACUUAACCUAGAAAGAUAGGAAGGGAGGGAGGGGGCCAAGCGGCGCAUACAGAACAGGAAUGAGGCACAAUGGUUAGAAAUAGGCUAUAACAAUAAUGUCCACAUGUAGGCCAAGGUCGUCCUAAUUACAUUCUUGUAAGGUAGAGUCCCGUUUAACACGGGGGAAAUCAUGUGUUUGGUUGGCAUGGGGGCCACCUAGGAGAUCUGUGAUGACUGUAAGGAAGUCCUCACAUCUAGAGGGCCAGAGGCGGAUCUGGAGCUGGGAUGUGUGGCUCCCAUGCACUCUCCUUUGUGCUUUUCCUUUCUUGUCAAAGCCCUUGGGUACAGUGACAAACUCUUGAAUUCCCAGUGAAGGGUGGCUGAGGCGUGAGGGUCAAACUGAAAGCCAGCCUGGAAAAAACCCUGUGUCAAAAAUAAGAAGGGCUGAGCAUGUGGUUGGUGGUAGAGCACUUGAUUAACACUGCAUGAGGCCCAGGGUGUCACCUGUGGUGGCCACCUCCCUGCAUUGAGCCCUUUGUGUCCUCAGAGUUCUCCAGGGUGGAGCUUUGAGGAUGACAGCCUUGCUAUUUCCUGAGGUCCUGCUCAUGAAUGAAACCUGAUUUCUUCCCACCAGCUGUCUUCCUGGCUCUCUAGGCCCAGUGUUGUUGUCCUGAAGGACAGUGAGAUUGGCACAGCACUGUCCUGCAGAAAGUGUGGACUCUUCAGUGGCAGGGACAGCAAACACCCCAAGUCUGCCAGUUGUAAAAGUCCCACCUGUUGUGCUGCGCCCAGGGUCCCUUAGCAGGAGUGACACACCCUGUUUGGCAACCCGUCAGGGGUUCAUAGUCCUCUCGGUUGAUGGCUUAGACAGUGCCAUUGGGGAGACACACAGUUGGGUCAGCCCAGAGCCACAUCCCAGGGAUUGCAGGAUUCUUUCUAUGAACCCUGGACAGCUGUAUGGAAGUCUGUGGCCUGGCUGGAGGGCAGCACUCUGGCCCUGCAGGAACUGGGGCAGGAAGACUGAGAGCUCACAUUCUGCCAGACCUGGGUCAAAAUUUUAAGAAGGCUGUGCUGGGGCUCAGUGGUAGAGAACUUGCCAGGCAUGCACAAGGCUCUGAGUUAGAUCCCUGGUUCUGCCAAGGAAAAAGAUGAGACUUUAGAAGCAGGCCUUGCUGAGGGCAUGCAGACCCACAGCAUGUUGGGGUGUGGCACUGUGGGAGGUCACUGCAAAAACUGUGCCCUGGUGCUGGGAAAGCCGAGAGUGGAUUGUGGAUGCUGUGCUGCAAACCCACCUCUGUAUCUGCAGAAAGGACAUGAGGGUGGGGACUUGCACAGGUGUAUGUGCACCUGUGUUCCCAGCAGUACGUUCCUUAAGAGCCAGUGAGUGGCAGCAGCCCGGUGUCGGCUGUGUUUGCACUACCCUGGGGUGACCUUAGGCCUCCUGCCAGGCAUGGUUGCCACACAGAGGGGUGGGAGUUGUGUGGCUCAGCUUUCACCACACCCCUAGAACAGGCAAGAUCUUGAGGCUGCCUGAAUGAUGGCCUGGGUGGGGGAUGGUCCCUGUUCUGUGGGAACAAGUUCUCUUUGGGAGCGAUGAGAUAGUUUGGGGCACGUGGUGUGGGUAGCACACAUAUUGUGAAUGUGUGCAGUGCCUCAGUGUGGUUAAAUGGUAAGUUUUUUUUGUUGCUUUGUUUUGAGACAGGGUUUUGUAAGGGCCGGGGAUUUAGCUCAGUGACAUAAGCACCUGCCUGGCAAGUGUGAGGUCGUGAGUUCAAUUCCCAGCACCAAAAAAAAAAAAAAAAAGAGAGAGAGUUUCGUUAUGCAGUUCAGGCUGGCUU
Cavia porcellus (domestic guinea pig) is the source of this 4182-nucleotide messenger RNA. RefSeq names its product UDP-N-acetylglucosamine pyrophosphorylase 1 like 1 (gene Uap1l1). Gene Ontology annotation, molecular function: UDP-N-acetylglucosamine diphosphorylase activity. The record is from RefSeq and is a predicted model, not a curated record. The coding region runs from base 69 to 1592 and encodes 507 amino acids. NCBI's taxonomy places the organism in Eukaryota, Metazoa, Chordata, Mammalia, Rodentia, Caviidae. The transcript is spliced from 10 exons. Gene Ontology annotation, biological process: UDP-N-acetylglucosamine biosynthetic process.